Molecule: messenger RNA, 2175 nt
Organism: Bemisia tabaci
Lineage: Eukaryota; Metazoa; Arthropoda; Insecta; Hemiptera; Aleyrodidae
Gene: Cpsf5
Product: cleavage and polyadenylation specificity factor subunit 5
Biological process (GO): mRNA 3'-end processing
Cellular component (GO): mRNA cleavage factor complex
Molecular function (GO): mRNA binding
Source: RefSeq, a predicted model, not a curated record
AGGGAAGGGAAGAAGAAGAGGUUACAACAAAAAGUCGUGCAUGGCGUCGAAGUGUGUUUAGAAUUUCCGAAUUUGACAAUCGUAUAUUAAGGAUUUUAUUGUAAUUAUAUGUGACAUUAACCGUUUCAAAUCAAACUAAUUUUUCGUUGCGAAUUAGUAGCUCAACAGCGUGAUAAGAACUUAGUGCUGUGUGUCAUGGCUACUCCACAAAUCAAACCUGUUUCAGGCACCAUGGGUCCCGGCAGUGGCUGGCCGCGCCGAACAUCUAAUGCAAAUCAAACAACUUUCGACAAUAAGUUUCCUUCUCAGCAGCCUCCCAUGAUCAAUCGUCCCAUUAAUUUAUACCCACUUACUAAUUACACUUUUGGAACCAAAGAACCUUUGUUUGAAAAAGAUCCCUCAGUACCAGCCCGGUUUCAGAGAAUGAGAGAAGAAUUUGAAAAAAUUGGCAUGCGGCGAAGCGUAGAAGGGGUCCUUUUGGUUCAUGAGCAUGGUUUACCACACGUAUUACUGCUUCAACUGGGCACAACAUUCUUCAAGCUCCCUGGUGGAGAGCUGAGUCCUGGAGAAGAUGAAGUUGAAGGCUUAAAAAGACUUCUAACAGAGACCCUCGGUAGACAGGAUGGAGUGAAACAAGACUGGGUCGUUGAAGAUACAAUUGGUAACUGGUGGAGACCUAACUUUGAGCCCCCACAGUAUCCAUAUGUGCCCCCUCACAUAACAAAACCGAAAGAACACAAAAGACUAUUCCUUGUUCAGUUAGCAGAGAAAGUUUACUGCGGCUACCAGAUGGUGAUCUCUUUUUCAAAACCUCUUUUGGAGCCUUCCUUCACCAUUUACCCCAAAAUUUUAUGUUUAACAUCAAAGAUGCAUAAUUAUUUACCACCUUGAAGUAUACUCAAAUUUUCCCUUCUGAUCCAUACUUUAAAAUUAAUUUUGGAAUAACAGUAAUAUCUUAACUCCAUCAGGAAUUUUUUCAAGCAAUUGAUCACUCACGUUUCUGUGCUCGGAGGUCUAGUCAACUCUUGGUUUUAUAAAAGUUAAGAUCAGUAAGUCCAUACAUUACGUCACCCAUUUUUUUCAAUUUCCCCCCCCCCCCUCAGUUUGGGGGAAAACGCAGAAAAUUGAUAAAAAUCAGUAGAUUUAGUCUGCAAUGUUAAGAACAUGAUUAAUUGAUUUUAUUGAGUAUUAAAUAUAUGUCAUGUUCUUUUAAAAAAGAAAAAAUUUAAGGCGACAUAUAUCACUAGCUGACAAAUUAAAUAACGCAAACUUUAUUGCUUUGAGAAAAAUUGGAAUUAUUUAUUGCAAAAUAAAAAAAUAAUUUUCCCUCCUCAAAUUUCUAGCAAGCAUUUUCGCCCUCAGGAAAGCUAAUUUCAUCCUUGACUUGACCCCUCCCCGUCAUCCACGACUAGACCGCCCACCUUAACCCUAUACUUGCGGUGACGUAAUUUAUGAACAAACAACAAAGUUACAAACUUCACAGCAAUUCUCAUGCAAGCAAAUGAAGAGCUCUAACCAUCGGAUUAAAGUGACAGUCAAAGGAAAGACCUUGAUUGAUUAACUUUUUAUAUAGGAAAAUUAUCGCAUUGUAGCUUGAACAAAAAAAAUAUGAAUCGUAUUUAGUGAAGAAGAGGGGAGAGUAAAGACCAGAAAGAAAGCAAAAUAUAGAGGCAACCCAACAUAUGUAGUUGUCAGAGGGUAUAAUUUAAAUUCACAUUGUACUCAAGAAUCUGGUGAGCUUUUGAAUUAUCAAAAGUUUUGCUUGUCACUCCGCAAAAUUAAUGUUCAUGUGGUGAUUAAUUUUGUGAUCUUUGAUGUGUCAGAGAAGAAGAAUGUAAUGAAUAAUCUUUCGUAGCAAAUAUUCUUUAUCAUGCCUCUUUUUAGGAAGUUCUUACUUUGUUUGUCGGUUACAUUUUACCAAUAAGAAAAUUCACUGCCAUGCUACUAUUUUUGUCACACAAGUCAUUUUUUUAUUCUUUGACAGCAAUGUAAUCAGAGUGUACAUUGAUGAAAGGUACGGAGAUAGAGGGAGACGCUUUUUUGAGAGCGUAAAGUGACCAGGUUUCUGAACUUAAACACGUUGGCGGUCGUAUCAUCCUAUGGUGUCUGACAGCAAUCAUAACUUUGGGAUAACAUCAGCUACUAAUGGUUAAUAAGUGAAUGUCAUCAAUAUGA